Molecule: messenger RNA, 3966 nt
Organism: Sclerotinia borealis F-4128
Lineage: Eukaryota; Fungi; Ascomycota; Leotiomycetes; Helotiales; Sclerotiniaceae
Source: the annotation of a GenBank genome assembly
AUGUCAAACUCCCAUACUGACUCCAGAAAUGCCGCACACACCCCUCCGGUGAGUACUGAGCAAGGUCAACAAAUCUCUCAGGAUGGCGAUCAAAUUAAAGCACAAAGAUGGGCCAACAUGCCACCAAGAUCACCGAGAUCAACUCAAACCUCUUUGUUUAGUCAAGCUCUAUCCAUGGCUCCUCAAGAAUCUGCGGCAACUCACAUCGAUACUUCUUCUCGCAAAUCUCGAAAUACAUCCUCUCGCAUAAUACGACCUUAUCCUUCUGCCACAAUGAAUCAAUAUCAGGAUGAAAGGACUGCAACUUUGGCAGAUUCAUUGAACGAUAUGGUUAUUGGGACGGCAUCUAUUACCCUCAAUCCAAAUAGACCUGUCAGUGCUGGGGCAACUCCAUCCAUGACUUCUGGUGUGCUUUUUGAUAUGGAACAAGUCAAUGAUAUCCUAUCGGGUCACCGGGAAUACCUCAAAAAUGCAAAAGCGAAAGGAAGAGGAACAUCUCUUGAACGAACAGCGAAGGAGAAAAGGGUUCAAGAUCUACCAAAAGGCUCAUUCUCAACCAAUCCUGGUGAUACUGGCAUAAUAACUCGACCAUCAACACCUCUGCAGGAGCCAGCAGGGUCUCUUUCGGACAACCCACCUGUGGAUGGAUUCCGAGCAAGCUAUCGUUCAUGGAGAGAUGCCAGAACAAGCCCACCUGUAGAGAAGGCCUGGUCAAUCUGCGAACAAGGUGACGAUGAUCAGGGUGGCCAAGUCGAAAAGGCUAUUGCAGAAGCUUUAUCGGGAGUGGAGCACAACAAUCGCAGCCGAAAAGCAAGUCACAGUCUGAGAUUCUUCAGGGAAGGUCUGCCAGAAGAUAAGACAAAGAAACGAGAAAAUAAGAACAGAACCCAACCAAAAGAAGCACACUCUUCUGCUAGGAUCAGUAGCAUACCCGAAGCUGGGCAGGACGACACAAGAACAAAGUCAGCAGCAGCUUUGGAAGGUGAAAUGCUGUCAUCUUUCGCAGAUUCGAGGAUGUCAUCUAAGUCACCAAUCCGCAACAAUGGUUUUGAUGCUACCUUCAGCCCCGCCGAAGGACUUCCUGCCGAAGCAGAAUACUUUGAUUCAUCUCACAACAUCGAAACGCUUCUUCGAGACAAAUUAAGACGAAUGCCUUCACAGCUACUGGUCGAUAUACGAAAGCAUCACAACUUAACACCUGGUAACGCCAAAGGAUCUUCGUUUUCAGGAAGCAUACCAGCUCCGGAAUCUGAGAAGUCAAAGCCAGAUUCAGGCGAGGAGAAUUCAUUCGGCAGACCUCAGAUAGAUCGAGAGGGCAAUGAGGAUGGUGCUGACUUGAAGAAGGUUCAGAGUCAUGAUGAAGGUAAUGAAUCUGGUGAGGAAAAGAUCUCAUCCGCGUUAUUCGUCCCUCACAAGACUGCUCAUGGUACAUCUGAACGAGGGGCAGAAGACCUGCAAGACAGACUAGACCUUGUUGCGAGGCCUGAGAAUAAUGAUCAACUUCAAUCAGAAGAUUCAGACCCACAACAGUGGCUUGAAGAACACCGAGUCCCAUCUUGUGAAGUAGAUAACACUUAUGACAGUCACGAAGUUAAAUCACGACCACUGCCAUCACCACGACUUCCUAAGCAGCAUGACUCGACAGCAGAAGAGAAUGGUUAUAUUACUCCUACAGAUACUCAUGAUCCUAGUCAAGACUCAUACGAUGAAGGAGAAUCGACAACUUUUGAAGAGUCCUUAACUGAUGAUCCCGAGGCAACACCGACUUCUUUUAAACAUCGUCGUCGUAGCUUCAAGUCAACAACACCCAUGAUACAUGUUAUCGAGGACCAAGAAGAUGCUAGAAAAUCUCGCGGCUCAGUUGAAUUGAUUCCCUACAAGCAUCAAGUCGGUGGCCACACAACUAUGUGGAGAUUCUCAAACCGUGCAGUCUGCAAGGAAUUGAAUAAUGGUGAAAACAAGUUUUAUGAGAUAUGCGAGCGAAAGCAUCCCCAGCUCAUGAAGUUUUUACCAAGGUAUAUUGGUGUUUUGAAUGUAACUUUGGAGAAAAAGCAUUUACGACCAAAGGUCUUGCCCAAGAAUGAUAAAGGUAUUGUGGCCGAGCAGGAGUCCGAUGUAACUGAUGGGCAUCUGCCGAAAGAAGAGACUGCUACCACCGACACAAAUGGCCACACAAGUUCUGAAAAGGUUCCGGAGCCAACAAGGAUGAUCAGCCAAUCACUAAAGACAUCUUCUAUUCCUAUAGCAACUGUCAACUUUGCCGACAAUAGACAUAUUAUACCAAAGAGUUUCUUGCAGCCUCAUCCACAUCUCAUUGAUCCCAUUGAGACCAUUGAAACCACAAGUACCAAGGAGUCUAAUCAGACUAUGCAAAAAGGUCAGAGUCAAACACAGCCCCCACCAAGCGGCGAUUUCACAUUUCGUCCAACUUUAUCAGAUAAGCAUGCAGUUAGCUGGGGUGCAACAACUAUCAACAAGGAACUUCGAAACAAGGUCUUUGGAGAAGCCUUCUUACAACCAAUCCCCAUUCAUCGACAUAAGAAACCAGGAUCGCAAAAUCGAGCAUUGCGCAAUGGUCCUUCACUACGAAGUGCAAAUUCGGAAUCUAGCUUGAAGUCAGUCCAGUCAACCAAAAUGGCUGAUAGCCAGCCGCCCAAAGACUCAAUGCGCACAAGAGCUAUCAAGACUGCGGCUGAACAAAGAACUGGACUCUCACCAAUGACCCCUGUCACACCUGCUCCACCAGUUUCGACGAAUGAUGCCGACGUAAAUGGAAAUGGUCAUUGCGAGGUUGGAGAACUUGAAGAUGAAUUUGAUCAUAUGGCCGGCACAAGUGCUCCUGAAGCAGAGAUUGCAGGACCUCGGGAUUCUCCAAAACGACCAAAGAGACGUUUUUCAAGUGGUGGGCUUCGCCGUAGACCUGCAGAAGUAGCAGAUGGUCGAGGAAAUCUCCAAUACUUCGAAGAGGCGGAUGAUGCUGGCUACAAGGGUGAUGAGGAAGAUGUUUUUGCCAUGGAUCCUGAACUGACUGGUGAACAAAAGACAUUACAUUCAUCUACAAUGGAGGCGCCAACAUCUAAGCUCGGAACUGUAAUUGAAAGCUCUAAAUCGAACUCUGCCGAUUCGAAUAUCUUCAUCAAACGACCAAUCACCCCGAAGAUGUUACCGAGUGCUCUUGUAAUUCCCCCUCGACCUGUCAAUCCCAAGGAAGCUCAGACACAAGGUCGACGCAUUCAAUAUUUCUUGCUCUUGGAAGAUUUGACAGCUGGCAUGAAGAAACCUUGUAUCAUGGACCUCAAGAUGGGCACUCGUCAAUAUGGUAUCGAUGCAGUUGAGAAGAAACAAAUUUCCCAGCGCACUAAGUGUGAAGCAACAACAUCUCACGAUCUAGGUGUUAGAGUUUGUGGUCUCCAAGUUUGGGAUGUAAAGACUCAGAAGUACGUUUUCCAUGACAAGUACUUUGGUCGAGAUCUUAAAGCCGGACCGGACUUUCAGAAAGCACUUACUCGUUUCUUAUACGACGGCAUCGACGAUGGAAGUAUUCUACGACAUAUACCGACUCUCAUUCAUAAGAUCUCUACACUUGAGGUGUUGAUUAGAAGUCUACCAGGCUAUCGGUUCUAUGCUGCCAGUCUUCUCCUAUUCUAUGAUGGGGAAACUGUCGAAGAGGAAGAGUCUGAUAGCAAUGCAUUUGAGCCAUUGAGCAGAAGAAGAGAAAUUGAUCUCAAAAUGGCAGAUUUUGCAAAUUGUGCAAUCAAAGAAGAUUGUUUGGCACCGGGAAGACAUUGUCCACCUCGACAUCCUGAUCAACCGGAUUUGGGAUUCCUUAGGGGAUUGAAAAGCCUAAAACAGUAUUUUCUGGCAAUUCAGAAAGAUGUAAGAAGAAAGAUGGGUAUCAAGGCGAGAGAUUGGAAUGAAGAACAACGAAAGAUUGAUUCGGAGGAUGAAGCAAAUUUGAGUUAUUGA